AUGGAUGCCUCCCGGACGCCCAAGCCCCCUCGUCGGAACUCCGUGGCCCCAUCAAUCAAUUCGGCGACAUCGCCCUCCUCCGUCGAUUCGACAGCUGCCCAAAAUGGGAUCUCAAGUAUCGGAUCUCGAGAUGUUGAGCUUCAGAAAAAGCGAGCACGGGACCGCAAAUCUCAACAGGCCAUGCGAGAUCGCAACAAGUGGGCGAUUCACAAUUUGACGGAACAAGUCGCAAUGCUUACCCGCGCCGUCGAGGAGCGAAGCCAGCAGACAGCCAUGCUCCAUGCUCGUGUGGCUACUCUUGAGGUCGAGAAUUCGCAGCUGCGGACACAGAAUGCCGCGCUCCAGCUCAGCUUGAUGGGGCGAGAUGCUAGCACGACACCUUCGAGUGAACUACUGAUCACGAGUCGCGAGCCCUGGGAGACAGCACCCAAGAACGCACAAUCCACGUGCCUCGCAGAUGAGAUACUGCAAGGCUUUAUUGCUUCUGUCAGGACUGACAACUUCCUAUCUGCAACGAGCGUGGUGGAAAGGGCGGCAUCGUACUCUCUGAAGCCCAAACUCUGCUCACUAAUCGAACCUGACAGGAGCACGGAGGAUGACAUUAGCAAUGUCGUAGCGGACAUAGUGCGGUCAUAUCCCGAGAUUGAGACUCUGCCAAAGCAGGUCGCUGUAUUCUGGAACAUGGCACUGCUUCUCAAGGUCGGUUGA
Verticillium alfalfae VaMs.102 is the source of this 708-nucleotide messenger RNA. RefSeq lists its product as hypothetical. Gene Ontology annotation, biological process: regulation of DNA-templated transcription. Gene Ontology annotation, molecular function: DNA-binding transcription factor activity. The transcript has a single exon. Bases 1 to 708 code for a protein of 235 amino acids. The record is from RefSeq and is a predicted model, not a curated record. Lineage: Eukaryota; Fungi; Ascomycota; Sordariomycetes; Glomerellales; Plectosphaerellaceae.